Molecule: messenger RNA, 4203 nt
Organism: Sardina pilchardus (European sardine)
Lineage: Eukaryota; Metazoa; Chordata; Actinopteri; Clupeiformes; Clupeidae
Gene: b4galt3
Product: UDP-Gal:betaGlcNAc beta 1,4- galactosyltransferase, polypeptide 3
Exons: 8
Coding region: 968-2224 (418 amino acids)
Biological process (GO): carbohydrate metabolic process; galactosylceramide biosynthetic process
Cellular component (GO): Golgi apparatus
Molecular function (GO): galactosyltransferase activity
Source: RefSeq, a predicted model, not a curated record
AACAUUUUUGGACUGACGUUGAAUGCAAAUAUGGAACAAAUGUAGGUGUUGAAUUUGAAAACCAAUUCGUCCGAAAUCGUGAAGAUUAAAAUGUAUUUUGACACAAAGUGUGCGCUUGGCUUCACUUUCUGUCAAUCUAUUGUCAACUCGUCCAUUAAAGGGUGCCCCUGUAAACGCGUCAUCUGCAUUUGCCCCUCUGCAUGUCUGCAAGCGGCGACCACAACAGCGUUUUAGCAGACCGAUGUAGCAUUUGGUAGUAAUGGCUUCUGGGAAGCACCUGCUGGUGAAGACGAUGACUUUUCCUCGGUUUUUCGUGCGUUCGCUGUAGAGUCCGGUCGCAACCGUGACAUUCAGGAAUGUUAACGGAUAAAGCAUAAUUAUAGAAAUCGGUCGAAUGUAUAUUAGGGAAAGCGGCCUUCAUUAUUUCAUUCCGAAGCCUGGGACUUGAUUCGGACCAUCGAAGGGAAACGGGAUGUCUGGUAACGUGUCGUGUCGGGGAAAGGAACACAAUGGACAUUCACUGCUGCGUGGACGUUUCUGACCACACCAAAGCACAGCGAUUGGCUCUGUGCUGAGGGUAUGGGUCUGUGGAGGGCCCUGCUCCUGAGCUCUCUCUGUCUCACACUAUAGAUGCCCACUUGCCGGCCCUCAGAGCCGGAGUUGCCCUUCUCAACCUCCGCCUCCCCUCUCCCUCCUCCUCCUCCUCCUCCUCCUCCUCCUCCCACCCUCUCUCUUUCAGUUUGUAAUCCCCGUCAGACUGCCCCCUCUCACCCCUGUCUACCCUUCCAGUGGCUCUGAGUUUCUCAAAGCCGUCUCUGUUUGUACUCUCUUGAUACACUCCCCUCUAUCUCUCUCUCUUUCAUCUGUCUUUCCCUGUCUGUCCCCCCUUUGACCCCUUUCUCUCUUUCUCUCUGUCUCUCUCCCUCUUUCUGAAUCUCUCUCUCUCUCUCAUUCUCUCACUCCAACGAUGCUGUGCUGUGGUCGAGCGCUGGACUCCCCAUGUACCCUGGCUAUGCUGGUGGGGUUCCAGUUUGCGUUCGUCCUCUACUUCUCCCUAGGAGGGUUCCGGGGCCUGGUGUCAGUGCUUGUCCACUCCACUGAGCCCGAGUUCGACUACUCGCGGCCCCACGACGUCUAUACCAACCUCAGCCACCUGGGGGCGCUCGCGCCCCAUCACGCAGGACCAGCGGCACCAACAGGGCCAACGCCACAGCUGAAGGACUGCCAGGUGCCCUCGCCACUGUUGGUGGGCCCUGUGUUGGUGCGCCUGUCGUCCCCUCCCUCGCUGGACGAGAUCAAGGAGAAGAACCCUCUGGUGACUCCAGGGGGUCACUACACUCCACCAGACUGCGAGCCAAGGCACCAUACGGCUAUCGUGGUGCCCUACCGAAACCGGCAGGCUCACCUCCGAGCCCUCCUCUACCACCUCCACCCUUUCCUGCAACGGCAGCAGAUCCACUACAGCAUCUAUAUUGUGCAUCAGCUUGGAAACGCCACUUUUAAUCGCGCCAAGCUGCUGAAUGUCGGGGUGCGCGAGGCACUGCGGGACGAAGACUGGAGCUGCAUCUUCCUCCAUGACGUCGACCUGCUCCCUGAAAACGACCACAACACAUACACCUGCCACCCUCAGUAUCCAACACAUCUCUCUGUGGCCAUGGACAAGUUUAGGUACAGACUGCCAUAUCCACAGUAUUUCGGCGGCGUUUCUGCUGUGACUCCAAACCAGUACCUCAAGAUGAACGGCUUUCCCAACCAGUAUUGGGGCUGGGGAGGAGAGGACGACGACAUCGCAACCAGGAUACGUCUCUCAGGGAUGAAGAUAGUGCGCCCCCCGGUGGCCAUAGGCCAUUAUAAGAUGAUCAAGCAUAAAGGGGACCAGGGCAAUGAGCAGAACCCUCGCAGGUUUGACCUGUUGAAGCGUACGAGGAUAAACUGGCGCUCCGAUGGGCUGAACUCCCUGACCUACCAGCUCCUGUCCAAGGAGCUGGAGCCGCUGUACACCAACCUGUCCGUCAACAUUGGUGAUGACCCCCACCCUGCGAAGAACGGCCAGCCUCCGAGGAAGCAAACCCCACCUCCGGUCCGUCGCCCAGACAAAUCUAAGGCGAAAGCCAAGUUGGUGGCUCCCACAAAACCUGUGAAAACUGACACCGCCCAGCGGAAGACAGCCAAUGAGACAUCAGCUCGGGGAGAGAAGGCGGAGACGAAGCAGGAAGUGGGCUGAUUUCAGUAUCCGAGAUUGACGCCUCUGCUGCAGGAUCUGUGCUGUAUGGCUUCUGUCAUAAAAGGUCGAUCUGAAUUCAGCUGUUUUUCCCCGUAUUCCUUCUUUACAGCAGAGCUUUGUCUCAGUUAUUCUCAAUGAUAAGAUAGCCACGUCACGAAUAUCCUCUCACGGAGAGUGGACCACGAUCAGCUUUUCAAAACACCCUUGAAUGUUCCUUGAAGACUGACAUGAUACUUUGAUGCACUGGUUCAGCAGCUUGUUUCGACUAAAACUCUACUCUGACUGGUGGCGAGACAUUUCAGUCUCGCCACAGUGGUUGUAAAUAUCUCUCCCGGGGGUGAAGUGGGUAUGUGUGUGAUUGGACACAGUGCCAGUUUGUGUGUGUGUGUGUGUGUGUGUGUGUGUGUGUGUGUGUGUGUGUGUGUGUGUGUGUGUGUGUGUGUGUGUGUGUGUGUGUGUGUGUGUGUGUGUGUGUGUGUGUGUGUGUGUGUGUGUGUGUGUGUGUGUGUGUGUGUGUGUGUGUGUGUGUGUGUGUGUGUGUGUGUGUAUGCUUAUUCAGCCAGUCUGCUGCCAGCUGCUGCUCCAUGCCCACCCGUGUGGGCUUGUCUUUCUGUGCCUUUUUCUCGCUCUAGUACCAUUUCUCUUACUGACGUGUAUCGGUUUAGUGUUCUCAACCCAGAUCCCUUCUCCAAGAGGAACAUGUGUGUUGGUUUGCGGAAAGGAUAUGCUGUUUUGUAUCAGUCUGCAUGGGUGGGUUAGAGAUGUUGUUGCUGAACAGGUUUCUUAUCACUGUGCAGUUUUGUUGAGGUUUUUUUUUUUUUGGUUCAAGCUGUAGAAGAGAUUUCUAUAUCACGAGUUUACACUGGUUUGUGUUCUCAUUACAGAGCUGGUUAUGCUUAGUUUAUCUUUCCAUACCUCUUAAGAUCAGAGUUUAUAUUUGUAUAGCAGUACAGUACAUAUCUAUUUUCACUUUAGUCCGUGUUUGGUGCCUCUUUUUGAUUAGAACUUUAAUUUAGAGACAAUCAGUAGCCUAAGAUACAUGGUCCUAUCCAAUCAUACCAUGGAGGGAGAAAAAAAAAUCGAUAAACCAAAAAAGGAAAAAACGUGGGGAAAAAAGUAAAUAAAAAGACUUAAGAACAUAUUUUAGACAUCGCAAUGAAAGUAUUGUUUUGAUGAAUGCAGUUUUCUUUUUUUUAAUUUUAUGAAUGUGUCCAUGGGGUUCCGCUCAGUGCUGUCUCACGGGGAGAACUUCCUCUGCACAGCUGUGUCGUUGCCUAAAUGUACAUGUUUUACCCUGCUUUUGGCUUUCAUCUUUUAUGUUGACAACAAUAGCUUCGUUUGGCCAGUGUACCUACAGUUCAGGUUUCCAUGUCUAUGAAUCCUGUAAGUAUAUCUGUAGGGCAGGGGAGCAUAUUUUGUUACUUCAAAAGCAUAGUGCAUGAUCCGAAUGUAAGCUCUAGUUCUUUAUACUGUAACUACAAUAUCAACAUGUGUUGAUAUCUGCAGUUGUGGAUGGACAUCCUGAUGACAUGACAUUUUUACUCAGUACAUUAUUCAUCUGUAGUAAAAAGGCAAGAAUAGUCAUGAUAAUGGUUUUCAUUUUGUCAACAGUACUUGUAUCAUUUCCAAAUGAUAGGGUGCACUAUUAGACCAAUUCAUUCAUGCAAUAUUGUCCUUUCUGAUUAUAAGCUAUAUCUUCCUUCCAGCAACGUAGUACUAACCCACAUAGUACAGAGGGCUGUCCAGCAUGCGUCAGACAAAAGACAGUUUCCAUUCAACAUACUGACAGGAUUUCCAUAGUAUACUAUAUAUGAUAUAUAUUUACUAAAUUAGUUUUAUAUCAGAUGUUUUGGUUUUAGGAAAUGACACAUUACUUGAACUACCUUACUGUGCAUAGUUACCAUAGAUAUUUCUUUGGUAUCUGUUUGACUUGAAUUAAACUAUGUACUGAUAAGAAGCUGUAAAUUAAAAGUAUUUAA